AUGAGUGCACCGGUAGUUAAUGAGUCGUUCCCAUUGUGGGCAUUACUACCUAAAAGAGAAACCACUGCCCAGUCAUUCGUAGAUAAAUACCCUGAAUAUGAUGGCAGAGGCAUUAAAAUUGCAAUCAUUGACUCUGGAGUUGACCCAGGUGCUGAUGGACUGCAGGUCACAAGUGAUGGCAAACCAAAAAUCAUAGAUAUGAUGGACUCUACCGGUGCCGGUGAUGUGGACACCAGUACUGUUGUUGAGGCCGAUGGACAGGGAUUCAUCACUGGACUCACCGGAACUAAACUAAAAAUACCGGGCCAUUGGGCGAACCCUUCGGGAAGAUAUCACAUCGGAGUGAAAAAUAUGUAUGAAUUAUAUCCGGCAGGAGUGCGCACUCGGAUGGCCCGGGAGUAUAGGCAAACCCAAUGGGAACCCAUACAUAAGACAAGUAAAACUGAGACACUCCGAGAGCUCCGGGAGUUUGAGGACAAACACCCGGAGCCUUCAAACGAUAGCUCUGAUGACAAAAUAAUUCGCGAGGAUUUGAAAUCUAAAAUGGAUUUCCUCGAGGAAAUGGACACUAAAUAUAGGGAUUUGGGUCCGACUUAUGAUUGUGUGGUGUUUUAUGACGGAUCCCAUUGGAUGGCCGUUAUAGAUACGAGCGGCACCGGUAGCUUAGAAGACUGCACACUAUUAGGCAAUUAUAGGGAAUGCCUUAAUUACGGAACAAUAUCUCAACGAGUAUCUCACGGCACACACGUGGCCAGUAUAGCCGCAGCUAACUUUCCCAAUGAUCCCGAUAGGAAUGGUGUGGCACCGGGAGCUCAGAUCGUCGCCAUUUGUUUCGAUGAUAAACGAUUGGACAGACGAACCACUGGUUCCAGUCUUGUGAGAGCACUUAAUAAAGUGAUCGAAACGGGAUGUCAUGUCAUUAAUAUGAGUUAUAACGUGUCCAGACAGUACUUUGAUGGCCCAGUUUUAGACCUAAUGAGUGAAGUGGUCAACAAAUACGGCAUUUUGUACGUUACAUCUGCCGGUAACUCAGGGCCCUCCCUGUCCACCGUAGGCAUGAUAAGGACAAUACACUCGCAAUCUUUUAUAAGUGUCGGCGCAUACCUGUCCCCCGAUAUGAUGACAACCGCUUAUUCAAUGAAUAAACAAAUACCAGGGUUGAUGUAUCAAUGGACAUCCCGGGGCCCUACAUUAUUGGGUGAUUUGGGUGUAACGGUAUGCGCACCGGGAGGGGCUAUAGCAUCGGUGCCCACGAGUGAGCUAAAGAGAGCAGAUUUAUUUACCGGCACUUCAAUGAGUGCCCCAAACUGUGCCGGAUGUCUGUGUCUCUUAUUAUCGGGUCUCAAGGCUCUGAAUAUCGAGUACUCGCCGUAUAACGUGCGCCGGGCUAUUGAAAACACUGCCCUUAAAAUUAAAAACUACGAGCCCCUCACCCAUGGACACGGACUGAUUCAGGUUGAAAUGGCAUUUGAACAUUUGGUUCAAUAUAAGGUCGAAAUGGAAAGGGAAGUCCGCUUUUAUAUUACCUGUGGACAGGGAUUAGGUGUUUAUCUGCGAGAAGCCGUCGAUGUGAUGAACCCAUCCCUACAUGACAUUCAAAUUGAGCCCAUUUUUCUGAAUCACAAACAAAUCGAUAAUAAACGAAAAGUUGGUUUUGAAAUGAAUUUACGUCUGGUGUGCGAAAACGAGUGGAUUACUUGUCCGAAGUUUUUGCACAUGACUUACGAUAAAAGGGAGAUUACCUUAAAGGUUGACCCCCGACCCCUUCAAGAGGGUAUGGCUCACUUUGCACUGAUUAAGGCAUACGAUACAAACAAUACUGAAAUAGGGCCUAUUUAUAAGCCGGGUUAUAUUUGGCGCCAAUUCAUGGAUAUCCCGGCAAAUGUCACACAAAUGGUGGUACGCGUGAAGAACUGCGAGCCCAUGGAUGAGAUAAUGUGUAUUUUGCAGGCACUACAGGUGCGACCACUGAAUUCACUCCGGAUUCAGAAAAUGGAAAAAUGUUUUGCAUUAAAAGCUCAAAACGAGACCACAUUUGCCUUUCAUUUGAAAGCCUCGCGAGCACUGGAAGUGUGUUUCGGACUAGAUUUCCAUUGUUUAGCCGAUACUAGCAUUCAAUUAGAUAUCAAGUUUUACGGACUCCAGCCCUCACUCCAGUCAUUCACUAUGUUUUCAAGCGAAAUGAUCGCCAGAAUUGAUAUUCAGACUAUUUCUGACUUCGAGGAGAUUAAGCCUGGGAUUGGAGUUUACAAUUUUGUACAGCCGUUGAUGCCAAUUGAGAAUAAGGUGCGUCCACUGGACAGUCGUGAUGUUAUACCACACGCACAGCAGUUAUACGAAACAAAGGGCCAGGCUGUUAGGGUUGGAUUUACAUCUAUAUUAUAUGACCUGACAUAUGGACCGCAAUAUAUAUCAUUGGUGUGGAUGAUAUUCAACUCGGACACCAAGCAAUAUAUAGGUGCCGGUCUAGAUUGGUUUUCAGUGACAAGGGAGAUUACAUAA
Oppiella nova is the source of this 2502-nucleotide messenger RNA. The record is from the annotation of a GenBank genome assembly. NCBI's taxonomy places the organism in Eukaryota, Metazoa, Arthropoda, Arachnida, Sarcoptiformes, Oppiidae.